AGCUGCAGGUCUGUGGGCUUGCUCUGAGCUGAGGAUAAGGAGGACGUGUAUUGUUCUCAGACGGAGGCUGUUUGUUCCUGGGGACCAGUUCUGACUUGUUAUUUUGCACAUGGACUGACUGAACAGCUUCACCUGCCUCCAUCUCCUGCCAGCUUCUCCCCUGCUUCAGAUCCUUCCUGUUCUUUAAACAGAGCGAAGUCCCAAAAUGUCUCUAACUGUAGCUGCUCUGACCAGAGGAGCCAUGACAGAGUUUGAGGAGAAGCUCCGUCAGCAGCACGAGGACUCCAUGCACCGGGAGCUGGAGGCGCUGCUGGCUACAGCCGACAAAGCUGAAGCAGGGGUCUCCAGAAAAGACUUCAAUGGCUUCAAGAACCUCUUUCACAGAUUCCUGCAGGUCAAAGGUCCCUCGGUCGAGUGGGCCAGGAUCAACCGACCGCCGGAGGAGUUGAUCCAGCCAUAUGACAGGAUCAAGGCCAGGGGGCUCCCCAACAACAUCACCGAGUGCCUCAACAAGCUCGCAGUGGUCAAACUCAAUGGAGGUCUGGGAACCAGCAUGGGCUGUAAGGGCCCCAAGAGUCUGAUCAGUGUCCGCAACGAGAACACCUUCCUGGAUUUGACGGUGCAGCAGAUCGAGCAUCUGAACAAAAAGUUCAACACCGACGUGCCGCUCGUCCUCAUGAACUCUUUCAACACUGACGAAGACACGAAGAAGAUCAUGCAGAAAUACACACACCACCGGGUGAAAAUCCAUACGUUCAACCAGAGCAGGUUUCCAAGGAUCAACAAGGAGUCUUUGCUGCCCGUUGCCACAAGUAUGGGGAUGAGCGGUGAGAACGAAGAGGCCUGGUACCCCCCGGGUCACGGGGACAUUUAUGCCAGCUUCUACAACUCGGGGCUGCUGGACAAACUCCUCUCUGAGGGACGAGAGUACAUCUUCGUGUCCAACAUCGACAACCUGGGUGCCACCGUCGACCUGUUCAUCCUCCACCACCUGAUGAGUCAGCCGGCCGACAGGCGCUGCGAGUUCAUCAUGGAGGUCACAGACAAGACCAGAGCUGACGUGAAGGGUGGAACUCUGAUCCAGUACGAGGACCAUCUGAGGCUGCUGGAGAUCGCUCAGGUCCCCAAGGCCCACGUUGACGAGUUCAAGUCUGUCACCAAAUUCAAAAUCUUCAACACCAACAACCUGUGGAUCUCUCUUCCCGCCAUCAAGAGGCUGCAGGAGCAGAACUGCAUGGACAUGGAGAUCAUUGUCAACCCAAAGACCCUGGAUGGUGGUCUGAAUGUCAUCCAGUUGGAGACGGCUGUGGGCGCUGCCAUCAAGAGCUUCAAGAACGCCAUGGGGGUGAACGUACCGCGCAGCCGCUUCCUGCCGGUGAAGACGUCGUCUGACCUGCUGCUGGUGAUGUCCAACCUGUACAGCCUGGACGCCGGCUCGCUCACCAUGAGCAAGAAGAGGGAGUUCCCCACGACGCCACAUGUCAAGCUGGGCAGCUCCUUCACAAAGGUCCAGGACUUUCUGAGAAGGUUUGAAAACAUCCCUGACAUGUUGGAGUUGGACCAUCUCACCGUAUCAGGAGACGUGACCUUCGGAAAGAACGUCUCUCUGAAAGGAACUGUCAUCAUCAUCGCAAAUCACGGUGACAGGAUUGACAUUCCAGCUGGAGCGAUGCUGGAGAACAAGAUCGUGUCCGGAAACCUGAGGAUCCUCGACCACUGAGGGUCGCUGGAGAAGAAUGAUGAAGACCAGACUCGUCCUCUUCGGUUCUCCAGCCAGCGCUCUGUUACUGUGUGACGAGUGUUUCAAACAGGAAGUGUCAAUGUUAAGGUCAAGGGUCAGAUUGAUCCCGACUCACUCUGCAGGUCCUCAUGAAGGAACAUGCCGUUACUGCAGAUCCACACUCAGACUUUCAAUAAAACUGCAACAUGGCUCAGAUCUGUGGUUUAUUCAGGAAGCUUUACUUUUAGUCUGUGCACGCUUGUGUUAGCACAAUAUUUCGUAAACCACUGGAAAGAUUUAAUGAAAUAAAAACAUACCUCUA
Messenger RNA from Nematolebias whitei (Rio pearlfish), 2042 nucleotides. RefSeq names its product UTP--glucose-1-phosphate uridylyltransferase. The transcript has 10 exons. Lineage: Eukaryota; Metazoa; Chordata; Actinopteri; Cyprinodontiformes; Rivulidae. Gene Ontology annotation, cellular component: cytoplasm. The record is from RefSeq and is a predicted model, not a curated record. Bases 206 to 1720 code for a protein of 504 amino acids. Gene Ontology annotation, molecular function: UTP:glucose-1-phosphate uridylyltransferase activity. Gene Ontology annotation, biological process: glycogen metabolic process; UDP-alpha-D-glucose metabolic process.